This is a messenger RNA of Anopheles moucheti, 2529 nucleotides long. RefSeq names its product FMRFamide receptor-like. Bases 1069 to 2529 code for a protein of 486 amino acids. Gene Ontology annotation, biological process: G protein-coupled receptor signaling pathway. The transcript is spliced from 4 exons. The record is from RefSeq and is a predicted model, not a curated record. Gene Ontology annotation, molecular function: G protein-coupled receptor activity. Gene Ontology annotation, cellular component: membrane. NCBI's taxonomy places the organism in Eukaryota, Metazoa, Arthropoda, Insecta, Diptera, Culicidae.
ACGGUUCCCGUGUGCUGCGCUGUGUUUGGUGGUGGCGCGUGAACAGAAAAUAGAACCGGCCACGAUCGCUUUCCUGUUGGCGGUCUGGUCAGUUAGAAAGGGGGAUAAAAAAAUGGUGAAAAGGAAAAAUGGGAAAACUGGCCGUGACAGUGGAAACGAACAGUAAAAAAAAAACAUCGCCGUUCUCAAGAGGAUCAUGUGUAGUGAUUUUGCUUUUGCGUUCCCGCUACUGCUGUAGUGUCAAAGUGUCGGCAGAAAAUGCCUGCCCUGAAUUACUAAUCAGCCAUAAAUUCUCGGUGUAACAAGUGAUUUGGCAAGUGAAAGAAGGCAUCAACAAGCACUAACCCACAAAAAAAAAUCGUUCCAAAAAAUUGAAUCCGUGUUGUGCUCAAAGGAAAAAUAAUAAUAAUCAUAAAUCCUACCGAGCGAAAGUAGCAAGUGUGCAAGUGUAAGCAAACGCCCAGAGAGAGCAAAAAAAAACGAAAAAUAAGAAAAAAAGAUAUCGUUAAGUGAAGUUGGCUACAACGUUUCUUGGUAAAUUGUGCUGUGUGCGUGGCAGCUCCUGGUGAAAAAUUGGAUCAAAAGAAAAGCAAAGCGCCCAAAGCAACUCCAAUGAAAUGAAUAUCGGUAUCAACUGAGCUGGAACCGGAGCGGCAACGAACAGGUACGGAGAACCUGUUCGCAUGCGGCUGCCUCCUGAUGUAAUUGUGAACCACGUGCAAUUUGUAGCAAACACAGCUACCCCACACGCGAUGUAUGCAGCAAAAAGAUCACCGCUGGAAGAGGCGGUCUGGUGGUUGAGAUUUUUCGCUGGCACCGUUCCAGUGAGGAUACAGUGAGAUUGUGUGGCAAGGAAACACGCACGCGUAAAAGCAACGCCGGUGCCGAUCGAAAAACCCGGGAUGGAACGAACUAUCCUCUUUAGUGACACAUUUGUCGAUCGGUUAAAGCGCACAGUGUAAAAAGAAAAACAGACAUAAAAUAGUGCAAAACAGCAUAUCCGUACGAACGUAAUAAAGUCAAAUGCGUGUCGUCCAGGCACGCUGAACCGCACACAGACCGCACAUAAUGAAUGUCUCGAACAUCGACUACGAGGUGCAACACCUUCUGCUCGGCAAUGGAAGCGGCAGCAGUAAUGGCGGCGUUAGUACUGGUGGCGCCAUCUAUGGUGACGAGUCGGCGAUAGGAGGUAAUCUUACCGCGCGGAUAGUUGGCAGCAACGAAAGCAUCCUAACGAUCGUUUCCUGCUACGAUGACUACCUGCCCAACGAGGUGCUGGUGGAGUUCGAGUUCUGGAUCAGUGGUGUGGUGAUGAACGUGAUCGCACUGAUCGGUAUUCUGGGCAAUAUAUUCUCGAUGGUGAUCCUGUCACGGCCGCAGAUGCGUUCCAGCAUUAACUACCUGCUGAUAGGGUUGGCCCGCUGUGAUACGGUGCUGAUCCUGACCUCGGUACUCAUCUUUGGGCUGUGUGCGAUCUACCCGCAUACGGGUUACCUUUACUACUACCAUUAUCAGAUCUUUCCGAAGAUUUCGCUGGUCGUCUAUCCGCUGGCGAUGAUUGCCCAAACGGCGAGCGUCUAUCUAACGCUCACGGUCACACUCGAACGCUACGUGGCCGUUUGUCAUCCGCUGCGGGCUCGCGCCCUCUGUACGUACGGCAGAGCCCGGCUGUACGUGGUGGGUAUACUGAUCUUCUCGAUCCUGUACAAUCUGCCCCGGUUCUGGGAGGUGACUCUCAUCUCCUCCACCCACCCGGACACGGGACUCGUCAUUUACUGCGUGAAAGCGUCCGACAUGCGUACGAACGAAACGUACAUCAAGGUGUACAUACACUGGCUGUACAUGAUCUUCGUCUACUUUCUACCGUUCAGCUUGAUCUCGUUUUUCAACCUGAUGAUAUACCGGCAGGUGCGGCGAGCGAACAAGGAACGGCAGCGACUAUCGCGGUCGGAGAAGCGCGAGAUCGGUCUCGCCACCAUGCUGAUCUGCGUGGUGAUCGUGUUUCUGCUCUGCAAUCUUCCCGCCAUGAUGAUCAACAUCGUCGAGGCGUUCUACAGCGUGAUCAUCGAGUACAUGGUGAAGGUGUCCAACCUGCUCGUCACGAUCAACUCGAGCGUUAACUUCUUCAUCUACGUCAUCUUCGGCGAGAAGUUUAAGCGCAUCUUUCUGUUGCUUUUUUGCAAACCCCGCGGCCGCCAAUCGCCGGAUGACGGUCUUAUCCAUGACGACAGUUCCUUCUCGAACGGAGACGCCAGCAAUCGCAAUUCGGGCCGCUUCCAGCGUGUCGGCACUACGCGCAGCACCUCGACCAAGCUGAGCAACUGCAGCAUGCGCACGAUACGGACAACGGUCCGGAGCACGCGGGCACCGUCACCCGGGCCGAUCGUGUACUAUCCGGCGCGUGAAACACUGCCCCGGAUCACGCAGCCACCGACGAUCACGCGCAGCAGCUCGAUGUUCCCGGACUGGAGCACCCGGGGGGAGAACGGUACCAACGGGGGGAUCAUGAUGGCGUCGUCCGGCUUCUAG